Micropterus salmoides (largemouth bass) is the source of this 1213-nucleotide messenger RNA. RefSeq names its product hydroxycarboxylic acid receptor 2-like. Lineage: Eukaryota; Metazoa; Chordata; Actinopteri; Centrarchiformes; Centrarchidae. The coding region runs from base 48 to 1013 and encodes 321 amino acids. Gene Ontology annotation, molecular function: G protein-coupled receptor activity. Gene Ontology annotation, cellular component: membrane. The transcript has a single exon. The record is from RefSeq and is a predicted model, not a curated record. Gene Ontology annotation, biological process: G protein-coupled receptor signaling pathway.
CUGGGGUUGUUUCUAUCUGCAGCCGGCAAGACAGCACGUAACUCAACAUGAAAUGCAAUUUCACUGGGACUGUGCUGACCAAUGUGCUCCCUCCACUGUUGAUAAUACAGUUUAUUUUGGGACUCCUUGGAAAUGGUUUGGCUCUCUGGGUCUUCUGCUUCCACCUGAAGCCCUGGAAGAGCAGCACGGUGUUGCUCUUCAACCUGGCGAUGGCUGAUUUCCUGCUCAACAUUGCCUUGCCUUUCCGUGCCAGCUACUACAUCUCUGAGAUCCACUGGAUGUUUGGUGGCACUAUCUGCAACAUCUGCCUCUUCAUGUUGGCAAUGAACCGCAGCGGAAGCACACUCUUCUUGAUGGCUAUCGCUGUGGAUAGGUACAUGCGUGUUGUGCAUCCCCAUCAUCCCAUCAACUCUCUGAGUGUCUCCAAAGCCAUGUGCGGAGCACUCGCACUCUGGUUGAUCACCAUCUCAAUGACAGCUCAAGUCUUCACUUUGAAACACAUCAAUACAACCUACUGUGAGAGCUUCAUGGUUGAGACUGAAAAUAAUGUGACCUGGCAUAAGUUUGUGUUUCUCUUUUCCUUCUUAAUGCCUCUGCUUGUGAUUCUCUACUGCACAGUGAACAUUAUUUGCCACCUGAGAGGGAGACAGUUGGCCCAGCAUGCUAAGAUUAAGAAGGCUCUGUGCUUCAUUAUAGUGGUGGCGGUGGUCUUCAUUAUUUGCUUCCUCCCGAGCAACAUUAUGCUGCUGCUGAUAUGGAUCAAGACCCUCCAGCUUCGCACCCUCCAAAAAACUCAAAUCUGCCUGGCCCUGGAUGACCUGACCGUCGCAUUUUACAUCACCAUUAGCCUGACCUAUCUCAACACCGCAUUGGAUCCUGUGGUCUACUACUUCUCCAGCUCUACCUUCAAGAACAUCUGCAGGAAAGCUCUUCAUCUGUCCUAUGCAGACGCUGCUGAAAGUACAGAGAAGAAAACUCGAGAAACAGGCUCCCAGUCGCUCAGCCAGCUGUGAUCACAAAGCCAAAAAGCAAAGAGAUAAUUGAGAUGGGUGCAACAUUUUAAUUAAAAGAGACACGAUUCUCCCAAAGAUGUCACGUAAGUGCUAGAGCCAGCAAGAUGUUUUUUUGCCCUUCUCUUAUACAUUAAGUUAUCUAGCAGAUAUUGGCUGCACUUUAAAAAGGUUUUGCUCUUGCACAAUAUAUGCAAUGUUAU